Penaeus indicus is the source of this 739-nucleotide messenger RNA. Its product is annotated as chitooligosaccharidolytic beta-N-acetylglucosaminidase-like. The transcript is spliced from 3 exons. The record is from RefSeq and is a predicted model, not a curated record. Lineage: Eukaryota; Metazoa; Arthropoda; Malacostraca; Decapoda; Penaeidae. The coding region runs from base 134 to 580 and encodes 148 amino acids.
UCACUGCAGUUAUUUCUGUGUUCUGGCGUUUCAAGUCUUGCAAACAGAAAUUUCCGAGAACUUAAUUUUCUUCUUUACUAGUGUAAAGUAGAAAACUCUUGGGGUUUCACACAAUUCAUUUAAAUCGGUCGAGAUGAAGGUGUUCGUGGCAGCAGCGCUCCUGGCCCUGGCGGCGGCCGAAGGAUACUUUCGGCUCCCAAAUCCCUAUUCGUACAGCUGUCAACAAGGCUUGUGUGUGAGGCAGGAGCGCUCACUGUCAGGAGAAUACCGCUCACUCGAAAGCUGCCAGCUCACUUGCGGAGAGUACGGGUCAAUAUGGCCACAGCCGACGGGUAAAGUGGAACUGUCCAAGGAAACAGUCAGCUUUUCCCCUCUUCAGAUGCGGGUGACAAAGGCCGCCACUUCUGACAAGCGAGUGGCCAGAAUGCUGGACAACGCCAUCCAGCACUUCACCCGCAACAUCCACUUCCUUCCUUCACUUCCUGACUUCCCACAAAUAGAGAAGCACCCGUUAAGGCCAGAGGAUUAUGAGGGAACAAUGCACUUUGACAAGAAGGUACAAAAUGCUUCUAAUGAGUGAUAUUUUAAGCACAAUAGUUUUUCGUUCUGAAAUCUAUAUCUUGUCGAAUGCUUUCUACAUUAAGACCAAUUUAGUUCCAGAAUGAAGACCCUGCCCAGCAGGAGCAACGAUAAUAUUCAGUGAUGUAUUUCUGCUUUCUGAUAAAAUGAGAAAAUCUCA